This is a messenger RNA of Lepus europaeus (European hare), 1791 nucleotides long. RefSeq names its product solute carrier family 13 member 1 (gene SLC13A1). Lineage: Eukaryota; Metazoa; Chordata; Mammalia; Lagomorpha; Leporidae. The record is from RefSeq and is a predicted model, not a curated record. Bases 1 to 1791 code for a protein of 596 amino acids. Gene Ontology annotation, cellular component: membrane. The transcript is spliced from 15 exons. Gene Ontology annotation, molecular function: sodium:sulfate symporter activity. Gene Ontology annotation, biological process: monoatomic anion transmembrane transport.
AUGAAACUCCUCAGUUAUAUUUUGCUGUAUCGCCGGCUCCUUCUCGUAGUCUUAACUGUGUUGGGUUUACUGCCACUUCCUCUCAUUCUCCGCAAAAAGGAAGCAGAAUGUGCCUACACACUCUUUGUUGUGGCUGUAUUUUGGCUCACGGAGGCUUUGCCUCUGUCAGUAACAGCUUUACUGCCUGGUUUAAUGUUCCCUCUGUUUGGGAUCAUGUCUUCUACCAAGGUAGCAUCGGCUUAUUUCAAAGAGUUUCACCUGCUGCUAAUUGGAGUCAUCUGCUUAGCAACAUCAAUAGAAAAAUGGAAUUUGCACAAGAGGAUUGCUCUGAGAAUGGUGAUGAUGGUGGGUGUGAACCCGGCAUGGCUCACAUUGGGGUUCAUGAGCAGUACUGCCUUCCUGUCUAUGUGGCUUAGCAACACCUCUACUGCUGCCAUGGUGAUGCCCAUUGUGGAGGCUGUAGCACAGCAGAUCAUCAGUGCUGAAGCAGAAGCGGAGGCCACUCAGAUGACUAAUUUCCAAGGAGCUUCCAACCCCGGACUGGAAAUUGAUGAAACUGCUAUUGGGCAUGAAAUAAAUGAGAGUAAAGAGAAAACAAAAUCAGUUUCAGGAUACAGUAAUGAUGAUGCAGAAAAAAAUUCAAGCAAGACAGAGGUGGAAAAGAACUCAGGCACAGGAACCAAAUAUCGAACAAAGAAGGACCACAUGAUGUGCAAACUUAUGUGUUUAUGUAUUGCUUACUCUUCUACCAUUGGUGGACUAACAACGAUCACUGGGACCUCCACUAACUUAAUCUUUGCUGAGCAUUUCAAUGUACGCUACCCUGAAUGUCACUGCCUCAACUUUGGAUCAUGGUUUGUGUUUUCCUUCCCGGCUGCCAUUAUCAUUCUACUGUUGACCUGGAUCUGGCUCCAGUGGCUUUUCCUAGGAUUCAAUUUCAAAGAGAUGUUCAAAUGUGGCAAAACCAGAACAGCCAAAGAAAAAGCUUGUGCUAAUGUGAUUAAGGAAGAAUACCAAAAGCUUGGACCAAUGAGGUAUCAAGAAAUUGUGACCUUGGUGCUCUUCAUUAUAAUGGCCCUGCUGUGGUUUACCCGGGAGCCCGGGUUUAUUUCUGGUUGGUCUGUGCUUUUUUCACAGUACCCUGGUUAUGUUACAGAUUCAACUGUUGCCUUACUUGUAGGACUCCUAUUCUUUCUUAUCCCAGCUAAGAUAUUGACUAAAACUACACCUACAGGAAAAAUUGUUGCUUUUGAUUAUUCUCCAUUGAUUACUUGGAAAGAAUUCCAAACUUUCAUGCCCUGGGACAUAGCCAUUCUUGUUGGUGGAGGGUUUGCCCUGGCAGAUGGCUGUGAGGCCUCUGGACUAUCUAAGUGGAUAGGAGAUAAGUUAUCUCCCCUAGGUUCAUUACCAGUAUGGUUGAUAAUUUUGAUAUCCUCUCUGAUCGUCACAUCUUUGACAGAGGUAGCUAGCAAUCCAGCUACCAUUACCGUCCUCUUCCCAAUAUUAGCUCCACUGUCUGAAGCCAUUCACGUGAACCCUCUUUACAUUCUGCUGCCGGCUACUCUUUGCACUUCAUUUGCUUUUCUCCUACCAGUAGCAAACCCACCCAACGCCAUUGUGUUUUCAUAUGGCCAUCUCACAGUCGUUGACAUGGUUAAAGCUGGACUUGGUGUUAAUAUUGUGGGUGUUGCAGUGGUGAUGCUUGGCAUAUCCACCUGGAUGGUCCCCAUGUUUGACCUCUACACUUACCCUUCUUGGGCUCCUGUAAUUGGUAAUCAGACGAUACCAUGA